AUGUCCAACACUCCCGUCAGCAAUAAAGCAGCAGCUUCGGUGUCUAAGUCUCAGUCGCUCGCUGCGCAGAGCCAGAUCAGUCCUGCGCUUUCAUCGACGCAGCAGUUCUUCUCCGAUUCCCCAGCAGGCAAACGGCUCGGCGGCGCGUCAGGACAGCGCUCUUCUCCAGCACCGCGUAGCAAUCAAAUUAGCAAGCCGAAGCAUAAACAGGGGAAGAAGUUCAAGGCGUUGGAUGAGGAUGCCGAUGCGGAGCUAUACAGCAUGCAGAACCCACACGGACGGCGCGGCCAGCAGAGCAUCACGCAUCUUAUGCAAUUUGCUUUGCCACCGCGGCCGAAUGCUCAGGAUCGCUUUCACAGACACAGCUACAAUGGGCCCAGGAGACAGCAGAGGCAUAAUGCGUCAUGGGGCAUGGGGAGUGGCUAUCAUGCUGUAGACAAGGCCAGAUACAUACAUGCCAACUAUCGCUUCAUUGUCGAUCCGAGAGGCGACUACUCUGCUCAGGCUGCCGACGCCGAUGUGCAUCUGGACUGGAACAACGUCCUUCAAAUUAUCGCCUCAGGAAAGACGCAGAAUGCAUCUUGCCCGAUCUGCCUAGGCGAGCCGACCGCGCCUCGCAUGGCCAAAUGUGGUCACAUCUUCUGCUCUUCCUGCUUGAUCAGAUACAUGCAUUCCGAGGACGCGACGAACCCACCACCGGAGAAGAGGGCGCGAUGGAAGAAGUGUCCAAUCUGCUGGGACAGCAUCUAUGUAUCAGAGACCAGACCUGUCCGGUGGUACGACGGCCAGGAGAAUGAUCAGCCACGUGAAGGUGGCGACUUUGUGUUACGAUUGGUCAAGAGGAAGCCUGGCAGCACACUCGCCAUGCCUCGUGAGAGCGGAGAGGUGGUCGCGAAAGGAGAGGCAAUACCUUGGUACUUCGCAGCCGAAGUGAUGGAUUACGCGAGAGUAAUGAAGGGCAGUGAAAAUUACAUGAUACAGCAAUACGACGAGGCUAUCGCUGCCAUCGAAAAAAUGGAAAAGGAAGAUGAGCUGAUGUUCGGGGAAGACGCGGAGUGGACUGGCAGAGCUAUACGGAUGCUUAAAGAAUCCAAGGACAAAGUCGCCGGUAUUGGCAAUCCGCCUGCGCAGCCGCAGAAACCAGAUCCGCCAACAGAGCCUAUACCAGACAGGCCGCCGAUAGAGUUUAAUGCCAACGACGAGGGCGUUCCGGAAAUGUACCUGCAAAGGCAGAGCGCAGCAGGUCCUUCUGGUCUAUCUGCGGAAACGACAGAGCCCGGCGAUGUACAACCUUCAAGCAGCCCUAAUGUGCCGCGAACAUUGCACGAGAUGCGACGACGACAAUUCGAGAAACCUCAGCCCAACGAAUAUCUGUUCUACCAUGGACUUUUACACUACUAUCUUUCGCCGCUGGACAUAAGGAUACUGAAGACCGCAUUUGGCACGUACAAUGCUUUCCCGUCCAGCAUCCUUCCGCGUGUAGAACGCGUGUCCAGUGGACAUGUCGUCGAUGAUGAUUUGAGAAAGCGCGUCAAGUACCUCGGACACCUCCCAUACGGUUGUGAGGUCGGCUUCCUGGAGUGCGACUGGCGAGAUGUAGUCAGUGCGCAGGUUCUCGAGGAAUUCAGGCCAAUGCUUGAGCGAAGACGAAAGCGCAACGACGAAAAGGAAGCACGGGAGGAGAAAGAUCGAAUCCGGAUCGAGAAAGCUUCGGAGAGGGAGCUGGCACAUCUACGCCAGCGAAGAAGACCUUCCAUCACCGAGAACGACGCAUUCUUCUCUCCUGCGCUGCCAGCAAGCAUAGCGGAAGGAGUUGCCAUUCCAGGAUCACCACCCUUCCCGAAUAAUGCUGGUCGUCCUGGCUUCACAUCGCUGGCGUCCCCAUCAACAUCGCCCAAUGUGAAUCGAACAGUGUGGGGCACAAGUGCUGUUGCCUCUUCUGAUGCAGAUCUUCAGGGUCUCCCUACUGACGACCAAUUCAGACAGCAGGAAGAUGGCUGGUUGCAAGGCUGGGAGAAGGAUCUUCUCGACGGCCCAGAACAGCAGGCGCUUGCCGAGUCCAUGGAUGGCCUCAAUGUUAACGUCAAGCCUACCUCUGGUGGUAAGAAAGGCAGGAAGAAGCAGAAGAUCACCUUAAUGAGCACGGCAAAUGCGAGGCGAGGCUUUUGAUAGACGGUUGCUGGUGAUGCACGUCAUUGUCUAUACAUCUGAUUCCUUCUUAGUACCGCACGCGCGGACAGACAUAUGUUUAUGCAGCAUGAUAUAUGAAUGUUUAGAAGACGUACAGCCCACAAGAGGCGCCAAUAC
Messenger RNA from Pseudocercospora fijiensis CIRAD86, 2307 nucleotides. RefSeq lists its product as uncharacterized. The record is from RefSeq and is a predicted model, not a curated record. The coding region runs from base 1 to 2169 and encodes 722 amino acids. Lineage: Eukaryota; Fungi; Ascomycota; Dothideomycetes; Mycosphaerellales; Mycosphaerellaceae. Gene Ontology annotation, biological process: positive regulation of transcription by RNA polymerase II. Gene Ontology annotation, molecular function: transcription cis-regulatory region binding. The transcript has 2 exons.